AGGCAACCCUUCCUCUCUCCCUUUCCCAGGCAAUCCAUACCCAAUUCAAAAUCUGAAUAGGCGAUACAGUUACGCUCUCACUCCAUACCCAAACCAAUCACAUAUAUAUCACAUCUUUUUACUCUGCAAAAAUGACUCAAGGCUGGGAACCAGGUUGUCAGUACGCCAUCGGCGACGUCGUCGAAUACAAAGGUCAUCAUUACAAGAUCAUUCAGGCUCACCGAUCUCAGUCCGACUGGGCGCCCGACGUUGUCCCUGCUCUCUGGGGACGCAUCCCCGACGGUGAGCACCACCAGGAGCACCGCAACGAUUCUCAAUGUGGCCAGCAGAAGCCUCAGCAAGCUCCUGUUCAACAACCCCAGCAACCCCAGCAACCUGUCGUCCAGCAGCCCCAACAACCUGCUGUUCAACCGCCACAAGUUGUUGGUUACGGCGCUGCCAACGAACAAUACCACCAGCAGCAACAGCAGUACAACCAACAGCCCCAGCAACAACAAAAUGCUCAAGGCGGAACUAACAUCCAAGUCGUGCCCGCCAACUCCAACGAUCCUCGCAAGCAGUCCCAAGACGGUUUUAACAUCGGAGGCCUGCACAUCUCCGAUGAUGAGCUCAAGAUCGGAGGCGGGAUCCUUGGCACCGCAGCAGCGAUCGGAGUCGGCGCCUUUGCAUGGGACAAGUACAACGACGCCAAGGAGGGCAAAGCCGAACAGAACUGGGGCGCAUCCAACUUCGAGGCCGACGCUAUCCGCCGUCAGGGUCAAUACCUUGAGGCCGUCAAGAACAACUCCCCACUUCCUCCCGUCAACUGGGUGCUCACUGAUGGGGCGAACAUCCCUCAGGGUGCGCUGCAGGGUGGACAGGAGGCCGACGGAACUCCGUUGUACAUCGCUCGUGCGUUCCACGAGAACUCGGUGCAGAUUGGAAAGGCGUCGCGAACGCUCAAGGACGGUGCGCACAUUUCCUACGGCGGCAAGGAAAUUGCGAUCCCCAAGUAUGAGAUUCUCGUCGGCAUCGAGAACGCCGUCCGCUGGGUUGAUGGCGAAGGCGACCUGAAGAACAAUGGACAGUACAGGCUCGUCGAGGGCGGUCACGAAUCCAAUGGGACGCCUCUUUACGUCGCUCAAGUGCACUACAAGGGAAGCGUGCAGCCUGGCAAGGUCGGCGAGAACCUCGGGGCAUGCUUCUUCGCAUACGAUAAUGAUGAGAAGAAGGACAAGCACUACCGAUUCCUUACGUACGCUUAAGUGACCCCUUAACUCGAGGAGGGCUUUUGUAAAUAACCCGUUGGAGGAUGUUCCCCAAACACAUUUGUAAAUCUUACAUGAACAUCCACGCACAUUUGUAAAUCUUACAUUUCAUGUAUCAUACCAUGAAGAAUAUCAUCCGUCCUACUUGCAAUACAUUCCCAUUUCUGCGUGGAUUCUUUCGAUACUGUU
Fimicolochytrium jonesii is the source of this 1436-nucleotide messenger RNA. RefSeq lists its product as uncharacterized. Gene Ontology annotation, cellular component: extracellular region. The transcript is spliced from 3 exons. Gene Ontology annotation, biological process: carbohydrate metabolic process. The record is from RefSeq and is a predicted model, not a curated record. Gene Ontology annotation, molecular function: hydrolase activity, hydrolyzing O-glycosyl compounds; carbohydrate binding. The coding region runs from base 132 to 1244 and encodes 370 amino acids. NCBI's taxonomy places the organism in Eukaryota, Fungi, Chytridiomycota, Chytridiomycetes, Spizellomycetales, Powellomycetaceae.